AUGACAACAACAACAUUACCAUCAGCAAUGUAUACAGCCACUUCGAUUACUACUGUUGCGGCUGCUGAAGCUACAGCAGCAGUUGCAUCAGCAGCAGUAACAGCGUUAACCGCAUCAAAUCCUCAAAGUUCAUUGCAACAACCCGCUGCUGCUGCUGUUGCCGCAGCAUAUUAUAAUGAUAAUAAAGGUUAUCAAAAUGGUUAUCAUGGAUCAUCGCCAUCACCAUCAACAAUCAUGAAUGCAAGAUAUACUUCCACAAUUCCGAAUAAUCAUCAUCGUUAUCAACAACAACAACAACAACCGCAACGUUUAUUUCGUUCAAAAAUUAUUGAAACUGAUCCAAAUUGCAAUAUAGAAUCAACAACAACAAAAUUACAAUCGGAAACAUUAAUAACAUCGAAAACACCCACUGGUGGUGGUGGUAGGGAUUUGGAAGAAGAAGAUAAUUCUAUUGAUUUAUCAUCAACCAAACAUCAACANUCAUUAACACCUAUUGAUAAUGGUAGCAAUCAUACACCACCACCACCAUUAUCAUCAUCAACAUCAUCAUCAUCAUCAUCAACAACAUCAUCAAUGAAUACAAAUUUACAUCAUCAUUCGCAUAAUCUUUAUUCACAUCAUCUUAAUCAACAACAACAACAACAACAAUAUCAUCAACAACAACAACAACAACAAAAAUCACCAACAUCAAAUUCAACAACAUCAACAUCAUCAUCAUCAUUUUUUCCAUGGAUGAAAUCUUAUCAAGAUUCUGGUCAUGGACCAAAACGAACACGACAAACAUAUACCCGUUAUCAAACAUUGGAAUUGGAAAAAGAAUUUCAUUUUAAUCGUUAUUUAACACGUAGACGUCGUAUUGAAAUUGCACAUUCAUUAGGAUUGACUGAAAGACAGAUAAAAAUUUGGUUUCAAAAUCGUCGUAUGAAAGCUAAAAAAGAAAUAAAAGUUAAAUGUAAUUCAACAACAACAUUGACAACAACAAUGAUUAGUGGUAGUAAUGGUGGAACAAACAACAAUAAUCAUACACAAGAAUUUGAAUCAAAUACGGGUAGUAAAAAUCUUCAUCAAAAUCCAAUUCCCAAUGCUGAUAAUGUCGAUGAUGAAGAUGAUGAUGAUGAUUGUUUACAGUAG
This is a messenger RNA of Dermatophagoides pteronyssinus (European house dust mite), 1131 nucleotides long. RefSeq lists its product as uncharacterized. Gene Ontology annotation, molecular function: RNA polymerase II cis-regulatory region sequence-specific DNA binding; DNA-binding transcription factor activity, RNA polymerase II-specific. Gene Ontology annotation, biological process: anterior/posterior pattern specification; negative regulation of transcription by RNA polymerase II. NCBI's taxonomy places the organism in Eukaryota, Metazoa, Arthropoda, Arachnida, Sarcoptiformes, Pyroglyphidae. The record is from RefSeq and is a predicted model, not a curated record. Gene Ontology annotation, cellular component: nucleus.